UGACUGCAAUGUCUGAAUUUGAAGUAUUUGAUUUUUGAUUUGUCAAAUCCUGAUAAAACUGUAGUGUCCUGCAAUAUCCGUAGUCCUUACAGCUGUAGUUCAAAUCGAAUAAUAUUCGAUUUCCGGAGAUUGUCAAUAAAUCCAAACAAACACGAUUUGACAAAAUAAGUGUAUUCCAUACAGUUGAUUUGUUACUGAAUAAGUGUUUAUUAUUACUUCUGAAAAUUACUUACUUCAAUUAUGUCUAAAAGAUACCAAAAUAAGAAAUAUGGAAGAUCCAGCAAUGCUUCUGUUGGAGAUAAGGCUAAGGAAGUUCUAUCAAAUAUUGAUGAAAAUAAUAGAGUAUUCAAAAUGUUCAAAGAAUUUUCGAAAGAAUUAGAUACAAAGCAUGAUCGAUAUGAAAGAAUUGUUAAAUUGAGUAGAGACAUUACUAUAGAAAGUAAAAGAAUUAUUUUUGCUCUACAUAGCACAAAUACAGAUAUGGAUGAUAAAAAACAAGCAGUUUUUAUUGAUGUAGAAUCUAGAUUAAAUAAUUUGGUGCAGACAAAUUUCAAGCAAAUUGCCCUUGAACUACAUGGAUUAGAUCCUUAUUUGUAUCAAAAAGCAUAUACAAAUGGAAUGCAAGAGUUUAUUGAAGCAAUGGUUUUCUUUCAAUACUUAAAAAAUGGUUUCAUCGAGUCUUGGGAAGUAAUUAAUAAGAACUUUACUUAUGAAGAUGAAGAAAAAGGUGAAAUUGUUCUUCACUUUUCUCAUAAUGAUUUUAUCUUGGGUAUAGCCGAUUUUACUGGAGAAUUAAUGAGAAGAUGCAUCAAUAAUCUAGGCAUAGGGAAUGUUGAGGAUUGUUUCAAACUAUGUGAUUGUGUUAGAUACAUUAAUGCAGGAUUUUUGGGGACUAUCACACAUGGGCAGAAGGAAAUUGGACGAAAAGUUUAUACUUUGAAGCAGAGUCUGGCAAAAAUGGAGUUGGUAUGUUACAAUUUGAGAAUUAGAGGAAGUGAAAUACCUAAACAUAUGUUAGUUUCUGUGUUGGAUAACCAACAAGAUUUGAAUGAAGACGAUGAAGGAUUUUAUUAAUAAAGACUGAUUAAUUGA
Harmonia axyridis is the source of this 1092-nucleotide messenger RNA. It is a transcript of the gene Trax, whose product is annotated as translin-associated protein X. Gene Ontology annotation, cellular component: cytoplasm; nucleus. Lineage: Eukaryota; Metazoa; Arthropoda; Insecta; Coleoptera; Coccinellidae. Gene Ontology annotation, molecular function: RNA binding; RNA endonuclease activity; sequence-specific DNA binding. The record is from RefSeq and is a predicted model, not a curated record. The transcript has 4 exons. The coding region runs from base 241 to 1074 and encodes 277 amino acids.